AUGUUCUCUCUGAUUCAGUCACUGCAGCCUGGGUCUUCCAAGCAGAUUUUGACUGCUGGUAAUUUGCUAGCUCUGUUGCUGAUAGCACUCAAGAAGGAGAUUGCAGUAAAAGGCAGGUGCAUCAUAACUCACCUUCUGCUGCUGCUAUUGCUACUACCUGAAGCAACACCAGAGAUGCUGAACUCAAAAUGCCCAUUGACUUUGAUGAGGGAUCCCAAUCAACCCUUGAAUUGGUACAGGCGAGGAGACUACCAUAUUAGUGGGGUCAUAUCCGCUACACCUGUUGGGUUCAAUCCAAGCGUCUUCACUGAGCCUCCCUUAACCAGAGUUAAUGGGAGAGGAGUCCGGGCCUACUGGUAUAUCCUGUCCUUCUUGUUUGCUGUUCGGGAGGUCAAUGAGAACCACAGGCUUUUCCCCAACCUCACCCUGGGCUAUGACGUCUAUGACAACUUUUACGACGCCAGAAUGACUUGUGGUGCCAUGGUGGACCUGCUCUGUCCUGGGCAGGCAAACAUCCCAAACUAUUACUGUGGACCAAGGAAUAAAGUAUUGGCUGUUAUUGAAGGGGCUGACACUGACACAUCCAAAGAUAUUUCCACCAUGUCAAGCAUCUACAAAACCCCACAGGUCAGUUAUGGUUUUGUUUCUGACACACUUAGUGACAAAACUCAGUUCCCUUUUGUCUACCGAAUGGUCCCCAAAGAAGAGCAUCAGUAUCUGGGGAUAAUCCAACUGCUCCUGCACUUCAACUGGACUUGGAUUGGCCUUGUUGCUCCAGAAACCAACAAUGGAGAGAGGUUCAUGAGGACCUUGAAGCCCCUGCUAACCAGGAACACAAUUUGUGCUGCCUUCUCAGUUACAAUCACAAUACAUAAUCAGGAAAUACCGUGGCAUUCUAAAAUAUCUUUCAUGUGGAAGAAAGUCAAUGUAUUAAUCUACUAUGGAGAGAUGCGCUACUACUUUAGUACAAUACGUGUUUUGCAAAAAUCGGUUGAAAAGCAUAUAAGUUCCAUUGUGGGGAAAGUCUGGAUCACAACAGCUUUGUGGGACCUCACCUGGAGCUUGUCUUAUAAUAUUCUUUCUCCCCUGCACAUUCAUGGGUUUUUUUCUUUCUUAACUCAUAUUAAAAAGGGGGCAGACGAUGACACUGAAGACUUAUUGUCCAAGUCCAUGUUUCUGUUUGGGAUGAAAACAUUUCAAUGUUCAUAUUCAAAGCACAUAUUGUCUGUGAAGGGAAGGAAAAGGUGCAGGGAAGUUGAUACUCUGGAGUUCCUGCGUGACGAAGUGAUUGAGAAAACCCUGUCUCUGGAUAGCUACAGUAUUUACAACCUUGUCCUUGCUCUGGCACGGGCCUUAAGGGCUGCACUUUCCUCCAAAUCCAAUCGGAUGGUGGCGAAGGGUAAAAAGAGGUUGAAAUAUCAAAGGAUACAGUCUUGGCAGCUUCACCCUUUUCUGGGAAGUUCCCAGUUUUACAAUACUUCCAUGGAAGGAGUGUAUUUGGAUGAGAAUGGGCAGUUGACAGUCGAAUCUGACGUUGUGAACUGGGUGCCAUUUCCCAACAAGUCCUUUGGUGCCGUGAAAUUUGGGAGCAUAAGCAGACAGGGAUCCUCAGGCCCAAAAUUCACCAUUGACGAAAAGGCUCUUGUGUGGUCCAGACUGUUCAACCAGACCCUUCCUCAUUCCAAGUGUACCCAAAGUUGUCGCCCUGGAAAUGACAAGAAGGUUCAGGAAGGGAAACCCAUUUGCUGCCAUGCUUGUGCUCCAUGUGCGGAAGGGAUGAUCUCCACUCAGGAAGAUGCAGACCACUGCACCAAAUGUCCAGAACAUCAAUAUCCAAACAAAGACAGAGAUCAAUGCAUCCCCAAGAUUAUCACCUUCCUGUCCUAUGAUGAAUAUCCGGGGACCCUCUUGGCUUCCACUGCCCUGUUUUUGUCCUUAAUCACAGGCCUUGUUUUAGGAAUAUUCAUUAAAUAUCUUGACACUCCCAUAGUCAAAGCCAACAACAGGGACCUUUCCUACAUCCUCCUUGUCUCCCUCCUCCUUUCCUUUUUGUCCUCCUUUCUGUUUAUAGGCCGGCCAAGGAAAGUGACCUGCCUUGUCAGGCAGACGGCCUUUGGCAUCAUCUUCUCAGUUGCUGUCUCCUCUUUGUUGGCAAAAACUAUAACCGUUGUGCUGGCCUUCCUGGCCACUAAGCCAGGAAACAGGGUGAGGAGAUGGCUGGGAAAGAGUCUGGCUAAUUCCAUUGUCAUUUCCUGUUCCAGUAUCCAAAUUCUCAUCUGUGUCAUCUGGCUGGGUACCUUUCCUCCAUUCUCAGACUCUGACAUGCACUCCCAGGCUGGAGAGAUCAUCCUGCAAUGCAAUGAAGGAUCUGUUGCCAUGUUUUACACUGUCCUUGGCUACAUGGGCUUCCUGGCUGCCAUCUGUUUCAUGGUUGCUUUCCUAGCCAGGAAGCUGCCUGGGGCCUUCAAUGAAGCCAAGCUGAUCACCUUCAGCAUGCUGGAGGUCAAUGAGAACCACAGGCUUUUCCCCAACCUCACCCUGGGCUAUGACAUCUAUGACAACUUUUAUGACGCCAGAAUGACUUGUGGUGCCAUGGUGGACCUGCUCUGCCCUGGGCAGCCAAACAUCCCAAACUAUUACUGUGGACCAUGGAAUAAAGUAUUGGCCGUUAUUGAAGGGGCUGACUCUGACACAUCCAAAGAUAUUUCCACCAUGUCAAGCAUCUACAAAACCCCACAGGUAUGA
Molecule: messenger RNA, 2745 nt
Organism: Podarcis raffonei (Aeolian wall lizard)
Lineage: Eukaryota; Metazoa; Chordata; Lepidosauria; Squamata; Lacertidae
Product: vomeronasal type-2 receptor 26-like
Exons: 7
Coding region: 1-2745 (914 amino acids)
Biological process (GO): G protein-coupled receptor signaling pathway
Cellular component (GO): membrane
Molecular function (GO): G protein-coupled receptor activity
Source: RefSeq, a predicted model, not a curated record